This is a messenger RNA of Myotis davidii, 510 nucleotides long. Its product is annotated as 14-3-3 protein sigma-like. The transcript is spliced from 3 exons. Gene Ontology annotation, cellular component: cytoplasm. The coding region runs from base 1 to 510 and encodes 169 amino acids. The record is from RefSeq and is a predicted model, not a curated record. Gene Ontology annotation, molecular function: protein kinase binding. Gene Ontology annotation, biological process: signal transduction. Lineage: Eukaryota; Metazoa; Chordata; Mammalia; Chiroptera; Vespertilionidae.
AUGGCAGAGGCUGGAGAUGAGAGUGAGGGUGGGGAUGAGGGUGGGGGAGGCUACACCGUGCUGGGCCUGCUGGACUCCCACCACAUCAAGGAGGCCGGUGACGCCGAAAGCCAGGUCUUCUACCUGAAAAUGAAGGGGGACUACUACCGCUGCCUGGCCGCCGUGGCCACCGGCGAUGACAAGAAGCGCAUCAUCGACUCUGCCCGGUCAGCCUACCAGGAGGCCAUGGACAUCAGCAAGAAGGAGAUGCCGCCCACCAACCCCAUCCGCCUGGGCCUGGCCCUGAACUUUUCCGUUUUCCACUACGAGAUCGCCAACAGCCCCGAGGAGGCCAUCUCACUGGCCAAGACCACCUUCGACGAGGCCAUGGCUGACCUGCACACGCUCAGUGAGGACUCCUACAAAGACAGCACCCUCAUCAUGCAGCUGCUCCGAGACAACCUGACUCUGUGGACGGCCGACAACGCGGGGGAAGAGGGGGGCGAGGCACCAGAGGAGCCCCAGAGCUGA